Messenger RNA from Penicillium taxi, 2946 nucleotides. RefSeq lists its product as uncharacterized. Bases 1 to 2946 code for a protein of 981 amino acids. The record is from RefSeq and is a predicted model, not a curated record. NCBI's taxonomy places the organism in Eukaryota, Fungi, Ascomycota, Eurotiomycetes, Eurotiales, Aspergillaceae. The transcript has 3 exons.
AUGCCGAUCAAGCUACCCAAGAGCUUUGCCCGGCGGAAGUCUUCCGGGAACAUCAUCGAGCAGGAAGACACAGUUCAACAGUCUUCAUCAUUUCGUGUUUUUGAGCGACCGGAUGCCCGAAGAUCCAUGACAGAUGGAGUGGCGCUUACCAACCGCAUGAGUGAAGGCCACGCAGUUCCGGCAUUGGACGACGAGAAUAUCUUCGCAGGAACAGAACAACCCCUGAAUAAGAAUCGUGGUAUUACUUACGAGAGUUCAACUUCUACUCGACUCAGCUCAUCUUCUACUCUCCCUUCUUCCACAUCUACACCCCUCGAGGAUCCAUCCCCGCAUGCUAGAAUGUCCGAUAUCCCUGCUCCACCCCCGCUCACCGGAGCAUUGCGUGCUGCUGCAGGCAGGACAUUCUCCUUUGGUGGAAGAUUCGGAAAAUCAUCUGCGCCCCCUAGUGUUCGCAAUGCGACUCCGGAUGCAACCUCCAGACAUCGGGCCAUGACAAAUAGUACCGAUAACACAGCCACGCCGCCUCGACUAGCGGAUCCAGAGUUGCACUUGGAGAUGGAAACGGAAGGUGAUGCCGACGACUUUGGCAAGAUGUUCGAUAAUUACGGCAAGCGGAACAGUGCUCGGGAGCCUUCCCCUCAGCGACCUCAAAAUGCCUAUACUUCAUCAGUAUCACAUGCCUCGCCCGACUUUGAGAUGGAUAGGGUGACUAGACCCGCCCCAAUCAGCACAGAUCGAUCAGUCCCCGUGGAGGCUUCCCCUUACUCAUGGGGUAGCCGUCCAUCGGAAGAGGGCCUCCUCAGCAGCCCGCAGAGUGGUGAAUCAACAAGCAACAUUCGCUCGCCCGUUCAGUCCUCCACCCCAGAGCUAGUUACCGCAUACCGCCGCCAGUCACCAGCUCCCCACCAGAUGCUUGGGGCCACCACAACUCACCGUUCGUUAGCCCAGCGCGGGGCACAGGCAGACCCAGGUCUGCGGAGAAGUGGAGUUUAUUCUACCGCCGAUAUCAGCUCCGUUGACGACGAAGACGCGAAAAUGGUACGAAAGUCUCUGUUAUGGAGCAACCAGGGCAUGUCUCCGCCUCUUGAAAAGGGUAAGGUAGCAGCUAGUAGCUCCAGACCAUUGAGCAUCGACGAAGAGGAGUCCCUUUUCGCAUACCACGGCUCUCCCGCCCCUGUUCCGGCUCCCGUCGAUUCUGAUUCAAUCGCCGACAAUGCUCGACUUGCUGUCCAAUUCGCCGAAAGUAUUCCCCAGACUACUUCCCCAGCCAACAAGGUCAUGACUCCUUCUCAAUUUGAGCAUUAUCGCCAGCAGCAGGAACUCCGGCGAUCAAUCAGCAAUGCUUCGAAGAGUGAGGAUGGGUCUGAGGACGAUGAUGAACCGGAAGCUGAUGAGGAUGAUCUUGAGAAACAACGACAUGCAGAGCAGCAGCGGCGUAGACAAGAGGCACAGUUGUCUGUGUAUCGUCAAAGUAUGAUGAAAGUCACGGGCCAACAAGCCCCCUCGCCGAUGCUUCGUCCCAUGACUUCUAACAACAGUGCCCCUAAUCUUGCUCUUCGUAAUCCCGCGGACCGAUCUUCCAGCGGCAAGAGUAAUGCUGAGGAGGACGAGGAAACUCCCCUUGCCAUUCUUCAGGCCCACGGUUUCCCCAACCGUAACCGACCGCCUACUCGUCUGGCCAAUGCCACCUCUCACCCGAACCUUCGUGCAUCCAUGUUGCAGGCUCCUUACAGUCCGUCUGCCAAUUCCGUCACGGGAGGUGAUGGCAAUCGCGGUAGCUUGCCUCCAUUUGCUCGAAACUUGCCUCGAGAUCCUUACUUUGGUGCCAGCCUGGUCAACCCGACACAAAGAGAGUCAUUUGCUUUGGGUGGCGGCAUGGGUGGUGUUGGUGGUGGUGGUUCAGUGUAUGGAGGUUCUUCCUCGCCACAGCCCGCCUCCGGUGGUGGUCUUAUUAACGUGAUUGCCCAAGAGGAGCGAAACCGUGCCAUGAGAAGAGGAAGCCCAAAUACCCAAGCUAUUUACGAUAUGGGAACUAUUCCUCGGCCGUUCUCGGGCAUGUCCCAACAAUUCCUACCGCAGCAACAGCAGCCAAUCACUCCAUCAGAGCAAGCUCAGGUGCAACUAUCGCAGAGUAUGGCCAAUAUGAUGCAGGUACAGAUGCAAUGGAUGCAACAGAUGAUGCAAAUGCAGGGCGGCGGACCACCUCCUAUGAUGACACCCCCUAUGAUGGGAAAUCCUCCCUCUACGAUGGGAAACCCUCCCCCGAUGAUGGGAAAUCCUCCCCCGAUGAUGAAUUCUCCAAUUAUCGGCGCAGCUCCUUUGCCAGGAACCCCCAUGGGACCUCCUAUGAUGGGAGGUCUUCCUCCUUCCGUCAUUGUCAACCAGAACAACAUGAUGAGACCUUCCUCCAUGCCCCAGCACCCAGGCUCAGCCCCCAAUCUGAAUAAUUACGAGCAGCGUACCCUCAGCAUGCUGGACCCGAACGUCGCCAUGCAGAAUGCCCACAUGAUGCCCAACAUGUCUGGUGGUUUCCGUCCUAGCACUCCAGGUGGUGGCUACGCAGCAUCAAUCGCUCCGUCUGAGCGAAGCAAUGCCGGCCUUGCAUCCCGAUAUCGACCAGUCUCCGUCAUGCACGCCGAGCCCAGCGAUGCCGCGCACGGUAAACGCUGGCAAGAUGAAAAUUACCAUCACUCGCCGUUGUCCUCUUCCCAGACUCAACCGAACUUGGCUAAACCGUCUACCCUGGCAACGGUAACUGUGCGACCCGUCUCGCACGCCAGCCACGCACUCCCAGCAACUCACAUGACACGCAAUGGCUCCGAUGACGAAAAUGACGACGAGGCCUGGGCCGAAAUGAUGAAAAAACGAGACAAGAAGAAGAGCAGCUGGAAGAUGAAGCGAGGAACAUCUUCCAUAGGAGACCUCCUAAGCUCAGCCGUCCACUAA